Molecule: messenger RNA, 1524 nt
Organism: Penicillium arizonense
Lineage: Eukaryota; Fungi; Ascomycota; Eurotiomycetes; Eurotiales; Aspergillaceae
Exons: 6
Coding region: 1-1524 (507 amino acids)
Source: RefSeq, a predicted model, not a curated record
AUGGGUGGCCCGUACGUGCCCUCCGGCCACUCGCCGCCCUUUGAGGUAGUCGAUGAAUUGCAUCAUGGCGCAUGGUUGAUUAUCACCGCGGCGCUUGGACUGGUGAUUUCUCUCGUUUGUUUUUUGAUUCGGCUUUAUGUGAGGCUUAUGCUUAUUCCGCCAUUUGCGCGGGAUGAUUGGGUGUUGUUGGGUGCUACUGCUCUCGCAGUGGUGCAAUCAAGUCUGGUAUUCUAUGCUUGUUCGCGUGGAUUCGGGACAUCGAUUACUCUAUUAAUCGAUGGUCGACUCAAUCAGAUCCAGGCAUUAAUUGCAACAAGCGAUGUCUUCGCUCUGAUCAUUAUCUACCUUUCCAAAUGCUGCGUCGUGGCCAUCUACCUCCGCCUCACGCCACAGAAGCCUCACAAUCGAGCAUCGUGGGCGACAUUAGCUCUAUGCACUGCAUGGGUCAUACCGGCUAUAUUCAUAGUGCUGAUCAACUGUGAAUUGAAUACACCUUGGCGAGGCGACGGUGGUCAAUGCAAGAAUCUGUUCAGAAGAUGGCAAUUCAUCGCCACAGUCGACGUAAUAACGGAACUACUCCUCUUCAUACUAGCAAUAGUCCUCCUAAAAGGCCUAUUCAUGUCCGUCCGACGCAAACUAGGAAUCGGCUUCGCUUUUAUAUUCCGCUUUCCCCUUAUAAUAUUCUCCCUAAUCCACAUCUUCUCCCUCAACGACGCCCUCAAAAAUAAAGACACAACCCUCGCCUCUAUCAGACCUGCUGUCUGGAUGCAGGUCGAACUACACUACGCCCUAGUCGCAUGCAGCGUCUUCUGUCUCAGACCGUUCAUGGCAGCCGUUAGCACGAAUUACGGUACGGCGGGUGACUCGACGUUGGAGAGUAGUGCGUCGAGAUCAAGAGGAACGAAAGGGAGUUCUAAAGAUGGGUCUGGAUCUGGGACUGGGUCUGGUUCGAACUCGGCGUCAGCUACCAGGUCCAGAUCGCAUUCACGAGUUCAGCGCAAAAGAGCCGGGACUGCGUCGCGGUUUAUGCCGCAUCUGGGCGUGGAUUUGAAUCUGAAGACGAGUGGUUCUGGCCUUGGUUCUGGUUCUGGUUCUGGUUCUGGUUUGGGUAUUCCCUCUUCGUCGAAGGAUGUCCUCUGUCGCGAUGGGAAUCCACAUGCACAUGCACAUGGAUCGCCCAGAAAGAAACACCCCGUUAUGAGUGGCGGAUGUCCGAAACCAGGCUCUGCAACUGAUACUUCACGCACACCAAUCCGUCGAUCUAUGUUCCCCCUCAGUGCACCUCUUAACCAGAGUAUCCCCAAGCCGGAGAAGGGGAAGAGGCAUAACACGAGAAGUGGAGAGGGGAAUGUCUUUCCAACGGACUCAGAUUUGAUUGAGCUUGUGCCGAGACCGCAUGUUCGGCAUGAGGGUCGUGGGGAUGACCGAAGCGAUGGCGAAGAUCCGGAUAGGAUGGUUAUUCAUAAGGAGGUUCGGUAUUCAAUUCAAUAUGAAGAUGAUGAGGAGGUCGAGGCGAGGCAAUGA